CAUACACAUACACAUACACAUACCACACACUAUGCUGUAAAGUAAACGUCACUCUCAUAAAAACAUAUGUGUAAUGCUAUACACACUGUGUAUUACAUACACAUACAUACAGUAGUUAGCAGUUUAUAAAGUAUAGUCAUCGCCGGUAUUCACACACACAUCCCGAGGCCAACACCCAAUCCAAACGAGACAAACACUGCCGACUAGUGGACUAUUAGACUAAAGUGGACAAUGAAAGCCCUAAUACUAGUGGGCGGUUACGGUACUAGACUGCGACCGUUAACACUAUCGCAGCCCAAACCGUUGGUCGACUUUUGCAACAAACCGAUGAUUUGCCAUCAAAUCGAGGCUCUCGUUGAGGCAAACGUCAAACACGUUAUACUAGCGGUCAGCUAUCGCGCAGAACUGUUGGAACGGGAGAUCAAGGCCUGGGAACAAAAAAUGGACAUCAAGAUUACGAUAUCGCACGAAGAGUAUCCGUUAGGUACGGCCGGACCGCUUGCGCUGGCCCGCGACCAGUUGACCGCAGACGGCGAACCGUUUUUUGUACUAAACAGCGACAUUAUCUGUGAUUUCCCGUUCAAACAGAUGAUCGACUUUCAUCGGUCGCACGGCCGACAGGGAACUAUUGUUGUGACCCGUGUCGAGGAACCGUCCAAAUACGGUGUCGUCGUCUACGACAAUCAGAGCGGCCAAAUCGAUCGUUUUGUCGAAAAGCCGACCGAAUUUGUGUCCAACAAAAUCAAUGCCGGAAUGUAUUUGUUUGAGACAUCAGUUUUGGACCGAAUAGAAUUGAGGCCGACAUCUAUCGAAACGGAAGUGUUUCCCGCAAUGGCCAGCGACCACAAUCUCUAUGCUCUGGAUUUGCAAGGCUUCUGGAUGGACGUCGGCCAACCCAAAGACUAUCUGACCGGACAGUCGCUGUAUUUGACUUCGUUGCGUCAAAAGCAGCAAAAACAGGAACAACUAUAUCAGGGUAAAGGUAUUGUCGGCAAUGUGUUGGUCGAUCCGACCGCCAAAAUUGGCAAACAAUGUCGUAUCGGACCCAAUGUAACCAUUGGUCCGAAUGUGGUGGUCGAGGAUGGCGUCUGUAUGAAAAGGUGUACCAUUUUGGGCGACACUAUUGUCAAGUCUCACUCGUGGCUCGAUUCGUGUAUUGUCGGCUGGAAGUGUGUAGUUGGCCAAUGGGUUCGUAUGGAAAACGUUACCGUUUUGGGCGAAGACGUUGUAGUCAAGGAUGAGCUCUAUCUGAACGGUGCGAAAGUAUUGCCCCAUAAAGUGAUCUCACAAUCGGUUGCCGAUCCCAACAUUAUUAUGUAAAAUGUUACUGUUUUUUUGUAUUUACCGGUAGAGCUCCGGGAGAUUAUUUAAUACAACAGUUUCCUCAACAACAAAAAACUACUUUCCUCUACCCCCACCCCCACCCCCACAGUCUUGAUUAUAAUAUUGUUAUAUUUUGUUUAUAUUUACAAUACAGUAAUUACCGGUAAUAUCAAGGCUAACAAAUAUUGUAUACAUUUUUAAAAAAAAAAUACUAUAAUCAAGUAUAAUAUUUUUAUUAUUUUUUAAAAAA
Messenger RNA from Oppia nitens, 1573 nucleotides. RefSeq names its product mannose-1-phosphate guanyltransferase beta-like (gene Gmppb). Gene Ontology annotation, cellular component: cytoplasm. The coding region runs from base 232 to 1320 and encodes 362 amino acids. NCBI's taxonomy places the organism in Eukaryota, Metazoa, Arthropoda, Arachnida, Sarcoptiformes, Oppiidae. Gene Ontology annotation, biological process: cell wall mannoprotein biosynthetic process; GDP-mannose biosynthetic process. The transcript has 6 exons. The record is from RefSeq and is a predicted model, not a curated record. Gene Ontology annotation, molecular function: GTP binding; mannose-1-phosphate guanylyltransferase (GTP) activity.